Molecule: messenger RNA, 651 nt
Organism: Stylonychia lemnae
Lineage: Eukaryota; Ciliophora; Spirotrichea; Sporadotrichida; Oxytrichidae
Source: the annotation of a GenBank genome assembly
AUGAACAGCAACCUUUUCCCCUAUCAAAUGAUAGAGAUGAUACAUCGACCUGAAGUAUAGGACUAUUUAUCAGACUUAUUCAAUUCAAAGGAGAGACUCGGUUUUUCAUUAUACAGUAUAAUUUCUAUCAUUCUGAAUUACCUGAGCAUCAGAGUUGAGAUUGAGCUUAUAAAUGUUGAUCCUUAAAACCAAUAUCAAUACUAACAGGGCUCAAGCACUUUUCUAUAAAAUUUUCAGUUGCUUGAGCAAAGAGAAGUAAAAAUGUCAUAUUAAGAUUGGCUAAUGACUCUACUAAAUGUAUCAACUGAUUUCUUUUUGUUAUUUUAUACCAUACUUGGUAGGGUUGGCAUAGGAGCUAAUUUACUAAUAUCUCAUAUCUAUAUCAGAGACCCUAAUGAAUUCAACUAAUCAGGCAGAUUCGAACUAUUCACAUAAAAUGUGUUAAUUGCCUUUAAAUACCUUUCAUUAUUCUUAAACACUGGAAUGAUGAUUAGUGUCAUUUGCAAUUUAAUGCUAAGUUUACUUACGGGAUAAUUUUAAAUCAUCAAAAAGUAUGUUCUCAUUUUUGUUCCAAGUACUGUGCUCCUUUUUGCUUUAAAUUAUGUUCCUGAUGUCAUGGCUAUAAAGUAUCUCUCUAAAGUUAUGAUUUGA